CGGAAACUGUUUAUUUUCCAGCCAAAAGGCGGAAACCACUCGUACACCUAUUCCAUUAUAAUAUUUAUUUAUUUUUGAAGCAUCUUCCUCGCUGCAUAUAAUUAUUUAUUAUUUAUGAAAAAAAAUGUAAAAACUCGUGAAAAUUGUGUGCGUAAUUUGUAUGAGGGUGUGUGUGUUUAUUUGUUUUGGCUGAGAAAAUGACCAACGCCACUUUUGCUUUGUUGUGUGUGUGUGAAGAUGAUGAUGAUGAGGAAGCAGUCAAACAAAAUAUUUUAAUGAAAUAUGUUGUUGUUGCACUUGCGGCACGUCAUAGUUGACAGCUUUUUAUUAUUGCGGGAACACGAAAGCAAAGUGGCAAACCGAUAGCUUUAACUAGAGGGCAAAUAGACCAAGAAGAAAUAGCGACGAAACUAAUACGUUGAGUGGCAAGCCAAAGCAAAUAGUAAGCAGCGUGGAAAUUCACAGAGAACUAUUAAUUUAUGGCGCCAAAGCAGCAGUGUCAAAUACAAAAAUGAAGUUGGUGCAAAAGAAAAUAAAAUAAAAAACAAAAAUAAUAAAUAGUGUGAAAAACGUGUGAAUUUUGUUUGUGUUUGUUUUUUCAGCGCCGCUUAACAGCCAAAUCAUCAGCUGGAAAGACAGCGGAAGGCAAAAUUUUGUGGAAAAUUUUUGGUGCAAGUUGUGUUAAAUUAACAAAUAUACGCAAUCAAUUGAAAAAAAAAUAUAUACUCAUGCUGACCGUUAACUAUAUUUUACUCGAAAAUAGCAAACAAUUUUAUAGCAACUUGUAAGCAGUAUUAAAGAUUUGUGCGGUAGCAAAUAAAAACGAAAAGAAAAGUAUCUUUAAAUCAUCUCUAACUUUAGUACAACCACCGUAUGCAACACUGUGCAUGCCGACAAAGCGUAGAGCACCAAGUGUAGUGCGCCAACAGUAAGAAUUUCGUGAUGCCAUCUUGGCCAAGCGCCUUAAUUACCACUAAAAACUGAAACUAAUGCCGAAGACGCGUUAAAAAAAUCAAUAAAAACAACUUAAAAGCUUUUCAGUCAUUUUAUAUGAGAGUAAAAUAUGCGCAGCGCUGCAACGGACAACAAAAACAACAAACAGCAAUAAUAUAUGAACGAUCAAAAGUAGAGCAACUAUGCGGGAAACCUGAUGCGGGAGACCGUUGCAAGCGAUUGAUUUGUGGCGUCAAGCGGUUAGUAGCUAGCAGAUAACAACAACAACAAAAACAUAUAACGGAACAAAAACAAUCUACAACGACUCCGAAUUUCACCACACCCAACAAACAAAUCGCUUCAAUUGAACGUAACCCCUCUGUACUCAUUUCUCCGCCGGCACUGCAACAUCCAAGCGGCUGCGCAGCGCCACGUCGAACGCUAAAUGAUUGGCACAGAUGAGAUGUCAUCCACUGGCAUGGAUAUAAGUGAAACAUUUCGCGCGGAGGAGCUGACUAAAACGGAUUUCUUCGACUUCGUCUCGGCGCCCGAUAUGGGCAUUGGUAUCGGUGUCGGCGCCGAUGUGGUCGACAUCGGUAUGGGUGUGGGUAGUCUGCAUGCGGGCAGCAUAAGCACCAACACACAUCAGCAUCAUGCGCAACAACAACAACAGCAUACGCAUCAUCAACAGCACAGUCACCAGCAGCAGCAGCAUGCGCAUCAUCAACAACACAGUCAUGAGCAAAGCAAUAACUUAGCCAGCAGCAUGCCACAUGAUGGGGGUGGUGGUGGUGCUGGUGGCACCGGCAGUGGGAGCGGUUGUAUUGGUGGACGUGUCGGCACACCAGGUAACGGCAGCAGUUGCAUAGAUGGCUCGGAUGGUAACAGUAAUGGCAACAGUAGUGAUCCAACAUUGCAGGGCUAUGAGUUCUGGCACACCGACAAGGAUCCCACUGGCCGUCUGGAUGCCACCAUUUUUGAGGACCUCGAUCGCUAUUGUUGGCAACAACAGGCUGUUGUGAAUGCAGCGGCGUCACCGGUGCCCACAACGGCGGCCACACAUCAGCAUCGCUCCACACCCGCUAACAGCCUGCAGCACAACUCGCAUCUGCAUAGCCCAGCAUCGCCAAAUCAAACGCAUACACACCAACAGCAACAACAACACCUACAUCAUCAGUCACCACAUCAGCAUAUGCACACGCAGCAACAACACCAACAACAGUCAGCCGCCAUCCAUCAUACGCAACGACAAAUGUCACUUAACAAUAGCAGUUCCUGUGCACAAAGCGCCAAUCAAGUUGCCACCAACAGCAACAAUAAUGCAACAAAUAGUAACACAUCACUCAGCCACAACCACAAUAGCAGUAAUAACAACAACAAUAAUAGUAACGCCAGCAACGGUAAUGACAACACGAGUAUGACGGUGGACAACAGCGACGGUCAAAUCUACACCAUCACAGUAUUAAAUGGCAAUGAGCCGUGGCUGAAGCGUGAGCCCGAGAACUCCGCUGCCCAACUGUCCAAUACACUGGAUCUGGACAGUCUGCUCGGCAGCUUUCCGGGUUAUAUAAAAUCAGAGUAUCCCUAUGAUGAAAGUCCGGCUGGUUAUGGCACGGCUGAGGGCAACGGCAGAGAUGGCAAUGUUGCAGGUGAUAUGGUGAAUGGAUUGGGUAUGGGCGCGGGGACUGCAACGGGUCUGCAUGGUGGCAAUAGUGGGAGUGGUGUGGGGAAUAGUCAGCGUCUGCCUUCACUGGUGACGGCCAUUUCAUUGGCUAGUGGUGGUGUUGGUGGCAUGGGCGGUGUCGGGAGUCCGUCCCACACGCAAUUGGCACAAUUUCAAAACAAUAACAACGACUGGCAUAUGGCGGACCACAACGCUGAGCAGAACUCCGCUGAGUCCUUGUUGCGUAGCGCACUGCAAGGAAAAGGUUAUUCCAAAGGCAUACAUAUGCAAAAUGGCAUUGCACUUAUGCCCUCCUCACCCACCGUGAAGGAGGAGGAAAUGCGACGGCUACUCUUUCCACCCGAUGCGGACACGCUCUCUUUCGGCGACUCAGCGCUCAGCGCGGCCCAAAUGUUUGAGGACACACAUCCCUCGCAACUGGUUGGCAGCCAACAUCCCAAUGGGGGUGUUAACAGCGCAGGCGUGUCCAGUCUCAUGGUUGACGAUAUGUUCCUAUCACUAGAAAGUGCCUUCAGCGACGACUUCGAAAAGAUCAAACGCAUCGCAAACGAAGUGCAACAAUUCUGUUCGCCCACAUCGAGCGCCGAUUAUGGCGCCAACGACGUGUUGAUGCAGAUAUCGCCGGCAGGUGGCGCUAGCGCUGGUAGCACUGUGCAGCAACUGCAGCAGCAGCAACUACUCUCACCAGCAACAACGCCAACGAGUAUGCAGCAGCAACAACAACAACUAUCGCCAUUACCACAAGCUGCUAUGCCAGCGCUUCACAUGACCCAGCAACAGACAGUGGGGCAGCAACAAGCGCGCGUUUUGCACGCACAACAACAACAUGUAGCUAGCGGCAAAUCAAGCGCGGUUACGAGCAGCAGCAGUGGCGGCACCAGCAGCAACAGCACUACCAAAGUGACGAAGAAGUACAAGCGCUCCACCUCGAGUACGCAACAUCACAAUAAUAACAACAACAACAACAACAAUCCAAAUAUUACGAAUCACAACAACAGCGGCACAGGAAGUGGCAGCAAUGUUGCCUCAGCGGGCAGUGGUGCAGCGAAUAGCACGAAUGGCCCGGCCAGCGGUGGCUCGAGCUCGAGCACCAGCAGCAACAGUCCCACCCACUGUAAUGGGCAGCGCAAAGAGCGCUCGCUACACUAUUGCUCCAUCUGUUCGAAGGGCUUCAAGGACAAAUACUCAGUGAACGUCCACAUACGCACACACACCGGCGAGAAGCCCUUCACCUGCUCGCUCUGCGGCAAAAGUUUCCGCCAGAAGGCGCAUCUGGCCAAGCACUACCAGACGCAUAUGGCGCAGAAACACAACGGUGGUUUGGUGAAAAGUAGUGGGGGCAGCGGUGGUGGUAGCAACGCGAGCAAGCAUCAGCGUGCAGCGGCGGCAGCGGCUGUAGCCUCAGCGCAAUCAGCGAAUAGCAUCGGUGGCAGCGGCGUUGGCAUGUCGAUUGUGCCGAAUAGUUGCGCGGGCAGUGUGGUGGCAGCAGCUGUGCAUCAGCGGCAGCUAAAUGUGGCAACAUCACUGGGCUUGGGCGCCGGUGCGCGUGCUGUUGCCGGCGGUGUGGUGUCCACUGUCGCCGUAGGUGGCCCGAUGAACGUACCGACGCUAAGCGCUGUGAAUGCCAAUGUCUUGCCACCGGCGAAUGGCCUGCUGGCGAAUCGGUAAAAGUAUGUAUAUAUGUAGACAUAUGUGUUGUAGCCCUUUAGCAGUUUAAUGUAUGUAUUUGUUUUCACUUACUUAAAUAUAAAUAUCUUGUUCCUAAUACUCAAUACGAAUACUCCUAUGCACAAAACCAGCUAUUGCCACACACUCGUGUACAAAUAUCACGGUACAAAUGUGUGUGUACUCACAUAACGCUGCUACUAGUUUCCCUUUAUUUCUGUUAACUUAGUCUUACUCUUAAAUAUACAUAAAAUACUUUAGAAACUACUUCUACUCAUCAAAGUGCCUAAAUACUUCAAUGAACAUCCUAUAUACUCAGUCAUGUGUGUUCUACUUUACACUCAUAUGACUUCCAACUCAUCGAAUUUAUUCGCACAUUCCUAUAAAUAUACUUAAAUAGAUACAUAUAUACUCAAAUUGAAAUUGAAUUCAAAAUAUAAUUUAUUGUUACCGUCUCGAUUCAAAGCUGUUAACUCUUUGUUACAACUCAAACCCGACCCGCUUUUUAAAUAGCUAUUUUUUUAUAAUUAUAUGAAAAUUACCCUUUUUUCAGAAGACUCUUUAGAAAUUUAUUAAUUUAUAUUCUUUUUUUUUAAUAAAUAUAUAUUUUUAUAGAACUAAGUGGUGUUUAAAAAAUUAUUAAAAAUUAAAAUAAUUUAAAUGUGGCCAAAAAUAAAUAUCCAGUUUGUAAUUUGUUAUUUGAUUGGCUCUUAAAUGUAGGCCACAUUUAAUUUCUACCGUUUAAUUAAGUAAACGUUGCCUACAUUUAGGAUGAUAACGAGACAAGAAAAGAAAGUGUGGAGAAAAUUAAAAUGCAUAAUUUUUCGAAAAUCUAUUUGAUAAAAACAAAAUAGAUGAUUGCUCUGCUAGAUAGCUUUUCUAAAAAAAUUGGGUUUGCCAAAAAUCUUCUGAAAAAUUCUAUAAAAUCCCAUACUUGGCUACAAAUUUAGAAAAAAAAUACCAAAGGGUAUUGGUACUCCAAAUUUUACUAUUUUUGGUCACCAUAAUCAACCUUGCUCCUAAUAUAAUAUAUGACAUAUUUACACACUUCAUGGUAGUUUUUCACACAAAUCAGAUAAUGACAGCAAGCAUUGUGUGUCUUCGCAUCGAUCAUGUUGAAAUGGCGAUUAAUCACUGUUUCUGAAAAUUAAUCAAUCAAUUAAAUGUCGAUUGUCCAUUAACACUUCUCUUUUGUCUAAUUCGAUUUGCCUAAAACAAUGUUAGUCAGUCGCUCAAAUGAAUAUUGAGCAAUCAAACUAAACAUUACAAAUACAAAAAUCUGUGAAGAAAACCAUUUUUCAUUAUUGACCAAUACACAAAUUUUGCUUUGUCUCAUUUUAAAUGUAAAUCAAUAGUCAUAAAUAGCAAAUUAAUAAUACGCAUUCAUUCGAAUAAAUACGCAAGCAAGUUGGCAACACUUCAAAUCAGCAAUCAAUUAGUGGGCGAUUAAUCAACGAAUAAAAGCGUGCCGCUUUUCGUGGCUGCUAUAAAAUCGUACCAAGACACCUUAGGCUAAAAAAUGAUCAAAUCAUAAAUGAGUGAA
This is a messenger RNA of Zeugodacus cucurbitae (melon fly), 5825 nucleotides long. RefSeq names its product probable serine/threonine-protein kinase DDB_G0282963. Gene Ontology annotation, molecular function: RNA polymerase II transcription regulatory region sequence-specific DNA binding; DNA-binding transcription factor activity, RNA polymerase II-specific. Gene Ontology annotation, biological process: embryonic pattern specification; embryo development; regulation of transcription by RNA polymerase II. Gene Ontology annotation, cellular component: nucleus. NCBI's taxonomy places the organism in Eukaryota, Metazoa, Arthropoda, Insecta, Diptera, Tephritidae. The transcript has 6 exons. The record is from RefSeq and is a predicted model, not a curated record. The coding region runs from base 1379 to 4285 and encodes 968 amino acids.